AGAAAAAACCCAUCUCUUUCAGCUUGGCUUUCAGAGUCAACAUGCCGUUGUUCCAGAGUGUGAACAAAUGUGAUCAACUCGAAAGAGUUGGCUUAUCCAAGAUGAUCUUUUCGAUUUUCUCGCUCCUCCAUUUCUCCAUCCCCCGAAAGGAAAAUAGGCAUAUAAUCCCUUAAUUAGCUAUUGGUUUAUCAUCUUUUUACGCAUGGAGGAGGCUCAGAUAGUUGAACUGCAAGGAAGAGUUCUUGACCAGAAUCGUUUUUUGUUGUUCGCUUCAGCUGUUGAUGGCACAGAGCCAAACUCAACUAAAGGCAUUCAUUUAUCAAAUCAACCUCAAGCUCCUCCAAGAUUCAAACAUUACAAGUGGUGGAUUCGUGUGAUGAUUUACAUCUUUUUUCUUGUUGCUGGCCAAUCAACGGCUACUCUCCUGGGAAGAUUAUACUAUGACAAAGGUGGGAAUAGCAAAUGGAUGGCAACAUUUGUUCAAUCAGCUGGCUUCCCAAUUCUCCUUCCCCUCUUGUUUUUCUUCUCACCACCAACCAAAUCAAUCACCUCCAGCAACCCCAUUGCUUCCUCCAUCGCAAGGCAACCAAAGACUUCCACCCUUGUCUUUCUCUAUGUUGCCCUUGGUUUACUGUUGACAGGUGACAACAUGAUGUACUCUUAUGGUCUUUUAUACCUACCAGUCUCCACAUAUUCUCUGCUUUGCGCCACUCAGCUGGCCUUCAAUGCUGUCUUCUCCUUCUUCCUCAACUCCCAAAAGUUCACUCCUCUCAUACUCAACUCCCUAAUCCUCCUUACCAUCUCAGCUGCCCACCUGGCGGUCAAUGCAGACUCUGAGAACACCUCAACAGUUUCAAAAGGAAAGUAUGCAAUCGGAUUUUUAUGCACUGUUGGAGCAUCCGCAGCCUACUCUUUGUACCUUUCCCUGGUGCAAUUGUCUUUUCAAAAGGUUAUCAAAAGAGAGACCUUCUCUACUGUCUUGGAUAUGCAAAUAUACCCUUCGUUUGUUGCAACCUGUGGCUGCAUAGUUGGGUUAUUUGCAAGCGGGGAAUGGAAAAGUUUGUCAAAGGAAAUGAAGGAAUACCAGGAAGGACAGGUAUCAUAUCUGAUGACUUUGAUUUGGACAGCUGUGACAUGGCAGAUUUCAUCGAUAGGUUUGUUGGGAUUGGUUUUUGAAGUAUCUUCUUUGUUCUCCAAUGUCAUCAGUACAGUGGCUCUGCCCGUUGUCCCCAUUCUUGCUGUGAUUUUCUUCCAUGAUAAGAUGGACGCAGUUAAGGUGGUGGCCAUGCUGUUGGCAAUCUGGGGCUUUCUUUCUUACAUCUAUCAGCAUUAUUUGGACCACUCUGAAUCCAAGGUGAAGAAGGAGAAUUCCAAUGAAGUUUCUGUGGCUCUUGCAGAAGUCUAGAGGUGAAUAAUUUGCCAUCGAAUUGACCAUUUAAUACUGUUCCAGUUCAUGCUAAAUCUAGGUGCCACUCUGCAAGAACUUGAGCAUGGGCCUAAAAUUUAAUUUUUGUAGCCUGAAAUUACGAGGCCCUUGAAACUAAAUUGAUCCAGGGAGCAUGUUAGUGCUUUCAACGUUUUACCAUUGUUUAGUACCAAUGGAUGUGUAGACUACUACAUGAGAGGACUACACUUUUCACGAUGCUUUGAAAAGAAAUUUCUUCCAAAAAUGA
Molecule: messenger RNA, 1673 nt
Organism: Theobroma umbraticum
Lineage: Eukaryota; Viridiplantae; Streptophyta; Magnoliopsida; Malvales; Malvaceae
Source: RefSeq, a predicted model, not a curated record